UGUCAUUUCGUUUCGGUCGUCGGCUCGGCUCGCCCUUAGAAAUGAUAUCAUCAAAACAGAAAUAAUAAAAGAUUAAUUACAGUAUUAACAACAUUUUUUUUAAUAUGAAAUCAUGGCCGACCGCCUCCGCCAGAUCGCACAAAAGGUUAAAGACAAAAUUAACUUUCCCCAAAUGAAAGUGAUCGGCCGUGAAAAAGUCGACCAGAUGAUAACCAAGUAUGUACCAGCUACUCGGGUUACAGAGAUCGCGGAGAAGUUCAAACAAGAAGGUAUUACUAACAGGGUCAAAGAGCUGGUGUCUAGGUAUGAGAAAUUCACAGGUAUAGAAGAGAUUAUGGCCAUACAAAACACUGUCAUUGACGCGCAGGAACGGUUUAUGACGGCACAAGACAGAAGGAGGGAGAUGGGUAAAGAACUGGCAUAUAUAGAGGCAAGACUUAAAGAGUUGCAUGCAGAAAUGCAGAAUACCAUGAAAGGAGAUGAGAAAUAUCUGCAUCUUUGUACAGAAGAGCAUAAGCUCAUAAUACAAGAGCGGGCGCUACGCACGCUGUUCUCCGACGCGGAGAGAGAGGAGAGAGAGCUGUUCGCCACCAUGUCCGCCGCCGUCAAACUGGGCCACGAGAGGGAAAGGGCGCAUGCGGAGAGGAACAAAUACUGGUACAUUGUCGCUUCAAUUUUUGGUACAUUAUUGGGUAUUGGCGGCUCCACAAUAAACAACCAUCUCAAAAUGGCUGAAUUCAGGGAUCUCAUGGAGCAGCAGAUGGCCCGCAGCGCCAGCGUGCUGUACACCAUAGCGGGCGGCGGCACAGCCAGCAGGGCCGACAUCGCGGAAGCUAUGAAGACGGAAUUCGCUUAUCAGGAACAACUUGCCAACAAUUUAAGUAUAAUGCAAGAUAAUAUUAACACUUUAAUAAGCAAACAGUCGUCACUAAUAGACCACAUAAACCACCAGGAACAUGCAGUGGAAACACAAAUCCGCGAUUUGAAGCGUUUGAUAGUAGCCGCUUCGCAGACCAGCGCGAAAUCCGACGCACAAAUAGCGAAAGCUUUAUCCGAAGUGUACCACGAACUGGAGGAAGCUGACAGCGAUCGGGAUAAACUAAUACAACCGGAUAAACCCACUGGCACUUUAGACGCUAACCAAAUCUUGACCGGACUCAGCAUUGUCAUGUGUGCAGCUGUUAUCAUCGGAAAUAUCUUCGGACGCAUUAGUUGAUUCGUCCGAUAAGAAUUUUCGAAUGAAUUUUGUACUAAUAAUAAUAAUUUUAAGAAAAAGUUAUAUAAAAAACAUUUAUACUGUACAUUUUCCAAUAUAUUCAUGCGUAUUCUUUUCGAAUUUCUAUGACAUGUUUUAUGCAAGUUUAUUGCGAAAUUGAAAUAGUAAAGGCUAAAGUAGUCAUUGAAAACGAUUAAUUUAUGCAGUAGAUACCAAAUUAGCGUCUUUGUAAAACAAAAAUGCAAGAUUUUUAUUUAAAUCACAGAUUAAAGAAUUAUAGGCAGAUAGAGCGUACGGAACACGGCAGUGAUGCAGCCAUUCUAAAAACAAAUUCAAAACUAAUACAUUCUCGACUCAGUACGACACAUAGCGUCGCAUCAGUAAUUUUCAAUAUUAUUAAAAAAAAUGGUGUCUCUUGUGAAUAUUUUAAAAACUUUUACAUAGACUAAAAAAGUAAGAUGGAGUAUUAUUUUAAUAUUAUUGAUUAUUAUUAUUCUUAUGAUAUAAAUUUACGUAAUUAUUGUUUAUUUAAUUCAAAUUAUGAAAAAAGUUUCUUUAUGCGGAUGUCAAGGAGACGCGUGACGUUUGUUUUUUUACGGGUUUCACCGGCCUCAUCGCGCUGCUUUUAAAGACUCAUUCUGUAUCAUUCUUUAUUCUGUGAUUUAAAUAUGGAAAAUGUAACCACUGUCAACAUCGAUCUCCUAUUAAAAAGUGGAUGCACAAUCAGCGAUCUAAAAACGUCCCCACUCAAUGAGUGCCAAACACAACUUCAUCAUUAUUAUGUAGUAUUCAAUUCAAGUAGUCGCAUUUGCAAAUUCAACCUUAAACUCAAUCCUUUAGGUUGAAUUUGCUCUGAAUUUGGGAUAUUUAAAGGCCUUUAGGUAUAAUUUUCUUUACCAAUAAUUCUAAAACUGUCAAAGCAAAAUUGGCCAGUUUAUAAGUGAAAUUUUCUACGUGAUUGUGCGUCCUUUUAUUAUAAGAGGUCAGUGACCGUUAAUAAAAAAUGUUAUUUUUUUAAGUAACCAUCACUGUUAUGAUGAAUCAUGACUUAAAUUAGUAUGUAACACAAAUAGGUACCGAUAAAACUAGUCAAACAAUUAACCGACAAAGUGCAAGUCGGACUUACGCUCGAUUUCCAACUACUAUAUUCAAAAAAGCAAGAAAAUCACGUUUGUACAUUAUCUGUGAAAAUAUCAACUAGAGUGCGCUCAAGAUAAGUCGCUUCGCGCGACUGGCGGCGCAAUUACGUUGCCAGCUUUAGUGAUCUCUAUCUAUCGCCAAGAGAUAGAUAGAGAUAGACUACAAAAUGGCAGCACUUCUGAUUAGUUAGAUUUUGGCCAGGCGUAAACAUAUCUUGCGCGCACUUUAACACUGUUCAUGAGAUACGGCCUGAUGACAAGUCUUUGUAAUAUGGUCCCGUUUUAACCUUUGGAUACGAAACCCUAAAAAUGGCCAUGUACUUUUUGCUUACCAGAUUUAUUUAAUUACUAAUUAGAAUUACUUAUGGUAACUAUGAUAAUACAGUGGCAGCGCAAGACCAAUGUUUUAUUUUGAAUUCUCAUUUUCAACAAAUAAUGCAAAUUUGUACAAAAACAAACUUGAGCUUGAUACUUAAAUUUUAUCUUGAAAAUGUUAUUGUAUUUUAACAGUCAUAUAAUUUGUAUGCUGCUGGUCGGUCUGGAUUAUUGGUGAUAUAUUUUGUUAAACAGGUGUUGUUUUGCAUUAAAUUAUUUAACUUUCUACAA
Messenger RNA from Bicyclus anynana (squinting bush brown), 2961 nucleotides. RefSeq lists its product as uncharacterized. The transcript has 6 exons. The record is from RefSeq and is a predicted model, not a curated record. The coding region runs from base 113 to 1216 and encodes 367 amino acids. NCBI's taxonomy places the organism in Eukaryota, Metazoa, Arthropoda, Insecta, Lepidoptera, Nymphalidae.